AAUUUCCAACAACUUUUAUCUAUUUGUUGCAUUGUGCCUAUUCGAUUGUUAGCCAAUCAAUCUGUUGAGAAACCCGACAUACGAUCCAGGCUUGCAGUCGACCAUAUAAGUUGUACAUCAUUAGUGGGGGCACAUUCUGUUACUCCAUUUCUCUUGUGCAUCAGGGUUUCUUAUAUGGCUGUUGUUGCUGAUUUCAGUCACCUUCACCUUCUCACAGGCGGUUUCUUAUAUGGCUGUUGUUGCUGAUUUCAGUCACCUUCACCUUCUCACAGGAUGCUGCUCAGCUAGGCAGAUUCACCUUCACCUUCUGUUACUCAAUUUCUGCUUGCCUUCAUUAUUACUCAUACUCUUUUUUGUUUUUUAUUUAAAUACUUAUAAAUAAGCAGUACAUAUGUGAGUAUAAAGCAGGGAUACUCAUAAAUAAGCAGUACAUCGAUAGUUAUGUGGUACAACAUAAAAAUAUAAUUAUGUAGUACUAAGUCAUGAAAAAAUAAUCCCAACUCCAAGGAUGUUACCGAUGAUAUUUUCUUUGUUGCUGCAAUUUAUAUUAUGACAUAUUAUCUUGAAGUAUAAAGCAGGGAUAUUGGUUUCUUCUCUUGAAUACAAAUGGGCUAUAGUUGAUAAAAUUGAUUAACUGAUUUGUGACUAUGAAGCUGACUGAUUUGUGUUUCCUUGUUUUGUUGGCUUCACGGAGUGUCCUUUUGAUCUUAAAGAAGCAAUAUCAAGUAUCUGUUUUGCUGCUCCAAGAUGUGCAGAUCUACUAAAACUGUUACAACUUAAAUGAUCUUUGCAACUAAAUAUGGGAAGGAAUUUGUUGCUGCAGCUUCAGAGUUGAUGCCUGAUUGCGGGGUCAAUCGUCAGGUUAUAUGACACUUUGAAUUUGAACUAAUUUAACCUUGUGCAGAUAAUUGAACUACUCUCUGUCCGUCCUCCUAUUGAUGCAAAGUUGAAACUGAUGAAAGAAAUAGCUGAGGAACAUAUUCCUGUAGUGCACUUUGAAUAGAAGCCCUAUUUCAAUUCCAUCCCAAAAAUCUGAUUCUUGUUGCUCUUUGGACAGGCUGGUCAGUUGCAUCUUGUGAAACCAUAUAUGGUUGCAGUUCAGAGUAACAAUGUCUCUGCCAUGAAUGAAGCCUUGAAUGAACUUUAUGUCGAAGAUGAGGACUACGAGAGACUCCGUGAAUCAGUUGACAUGCAUGACAACUUUGACCAGAUUGGUCUUGCCCAGAAGCUUGAGAAGCAUGAAUUGCUGGAGAUGAGGAGGAUCGCCGCCUACAUUUACAAGAAGGCUGGCAGGUGGAAGCAGUCGAUUGCUCUAUCGAAGAAAGACAACAUGUACAAGGACUGCAUGGAGACAUGCUCACAAUCUGGCGACCGUGAACUGUCAGAGGACUUGCUCGUGUAUUUCAUUGAGAAGGGUAAGAAAGAAUGUUUUGCUUCUUGCCUCUUCAUUUGCUACGACCUGAUCCGGCCGGAUGUCGCUCUUGAGCUUGCAUGGAUGAACAACAUGGUGGACUUUGCCUUCCCGUACCUGUUACAGUUCAUUCGUGAAUACACUAGCAAGGUGGAUGAUUUAGUGAAGGACAAGAUCGAGUCGCAGAAGGAAGAAAGAGCUAAGGAGAAGGAGGAGAAAGACCUUGCGGCUCAGCAGAACAUGUAUGCGCAGCUGCUUCCUCUCGCUUUGCCAGCGCCGCCAAUGCCUGGCAUGGGUGGCCCUCCACCUCCGAUGGGUGGAAUGGGCAUGCCUCCCAUGGCCGGGAUGGGUAUGCCGCCGAUGGGUCCUGGUCCGAUGCCAGCAUUCGGAAUGGGAGGCUACUGAAUUGUGGUUUUGCAGGGAGCUUAGAUGAUGAUGUGAAUUGUUCCAUUGCAAGCAUAAGUGGAACCUCAUUGGAGCUGUACAUGGUUUACAGUUUGGGAAAUCAAUAUUCUUUAUUGUACCAGGAAUUUUUUUUGGGUGAGUCAGUGAAAUCAGCCUGACCCAUAGUUUGAGAAGCGGAACCUAUGAUAUGUUUUACAAUGGGAUCGGAAAUAGGAUGAUUAGGUUGUUUCAGCAUGAGCUAUUGAAAGCUGGUACCAUGUGUAUGUAUAGUGGUGUGAUAAAAUCUUUUGCGUGUCGAUAGACAAAUGUAUGUUUCUUUGUUA
Molecule: messenger RNA, 2139 nt
Organism: Zea mays
Lineage: Eukaryota; Viridiplantae; Streptophyta; Magnoliopsida; Poales; Poaceae
Product: clathrin heavy chain 1
Exons: 5
Coding region: 1088-1816 (242 amino acids)
Biological process (GO): receptor-mediated endocytosis; intracellular protein transport
Cellular component (GO): plasmodesma; Golgi apparatus; chloroplast
Molecular function (GO): clathrin light chain binding
Source: RefSeq, a predicted model, not a curated record